CUUAAAUGGGACAUUGAAUUUUGCAAUUAAUCCGCGGUUCACAUGAGUGCCGAACCGUCGAGGACGAUCGGAUCAACUACGAUCCGUUGCACCACUAUCAGACAUGUCUUUCCAUUUCCUUGUUAUACUGUUUUGGCUUAAAACUUACCAAGUUCUUUUGAUUUUUUUAACCAUAUUCUGAAUCUAUGUCAGUAAGUCAUCAUCCUCAUUAUCCUGAGCGAAGUCAAAACAGAAAAGGACAACAAAUAUUUAAAAUCCAUAUUUACUUUUCUGUAAAAUCGGUCAAACACUUCAAGCUAUUUCCAAACCUAUAACCCAAUAAAUCCACCCUCUGCUGCUAACCACCUUGGGCACAGCUGAGUGUGUUGAAAUACAGUAUGUUAAAGGUUAGAAAUAAAUCUGUUGCUAUGUGGAGAAGGUGCAGUAAUUAUUUCCAAACCAGCAGUUCUUGAUCUCCUGCUUCCUUCCAUCUUUUCUGACUACACUGUUAUCUCCACUAUACCAUCAAAAAAACACACUGAUAACAGACUGGAGAACUCAAUUGACCUUGACUGAGUGUAGGAGAGAAGACACUUGUAGUACUGAGGAAAACAGGGCAAAGGAAACCGUCUCUCUGUCUGCCAACCUGUUUUUCACAAAUUUAAAAUGUCACUUGUUAAAAGGGAGCAGUAUGUUGGUUAGGAUUAAAAUGAGUGUGAUGUCAUGUUUGCUGUAUUUCUCACUUUUCUUCAUAAUGUUGAUCAAGUGAAAAUUAGGGCUGCAGUCUCCCUGUUGAUUGGUCGAUUGGUUGGUUGACGUGCUCCUGUCCGACCAAAUUCUCAUUGGUCGGACAACCCCUGAAAGUUUAGCGAAAAGAUAGCGCUGUGUUUAUUUGUGGGGCUAGAUAACUGCGGCUGAGACUGUUUCACACUCCAAUGUGGUCAGUGACGGUAAUGCACCAUAACACUGGUUGCCACCCACCAUAAAACAGAAAGAAGAGGGAAAAAAAUUGGCAAAAAAUGUUGCAGAGACUGAGACUAGAUGCAUGCUAACUACGCAAUGUCGUUAGCGCGUUAGCUUGGAGAGCUAACUUGACUCGUUUAGGCUACUAUAUUACGUAAACGUCACCCCCUGCCCCAUCAACCAACCAAUUGGUUGAAGAGUAGGUAUUUUCAGUCGACACAGAUUUCCUUUGGUUGACUACAGCCUUAGUAAAACUGUUGCCAAACCAAUGACUGACAAACUAAACAGAGCAAACUGAACUGUUGCACUUUUGUGAUGGAUUUGCAUGUUUGUGUGUGUUUCUCCCGCUGUCCAAACACACUCAACCCAGUUGCAUCCUGGCCGGGAUGUUUUGUUGUUCAGGAGAUAAAAGGAGAUGUGGUCACGACAAUAAUUCGCUAUGACAGCAAGUGGAAGGUACUAGUGGUAGACUCCACUUACUUUGGUGAUCCCCUGACUUUUCAUCCAGUGCCGCUAGCAGGUCAAAAUGAUCUCAUAUUCAGUGGAAUAUCUCAACAUCUACGUGAUGGAUCAGCAAACAAUUUUGGACAGAUAAUCAUGGUUCUCAGAUGACAUGUCUUAAUGACUUUAGUGAUCCCCUGAUGUUGAUGACACUGACACCUACUGGAAAUUUACUGUUACUGACUAGCAAUGAUACUGGCAUUGUAUAAAACUAUCUCCUACAUUAUUAACAAUAACACUUUUUCCCAUAAAUUCAUAAUACUACACAGAAAACACAAGCCUCUUUUAAGUUACAUUACAUUUUGGACAGACUUUGUUCAAUAAUCAGCAUGUGACUGAUCGUGUCACACAUGGUUACAUUGUCAUUAUGAGCAUAUUAGCAUGCUCAAAACACUGCUCUGCUCGGCAAUAUACUCUUAGACUUGUUUUUUUUAAUUUGUUUUGUUUUGUUUUUUUUCUUCUUCUUUUCUAUUCGGGCUGGCUCGAAAAUAAUGGAUACAAUUCUUUGUUGUUUUUGUGAUGACAGUAAGAUUAACCAGAUCAUGACAAAAAUGACUUAAACAAUAUAUAGGCCUAUUUUUCACAAGUCAAGGCAACAACAACAACAGUUCUUUUAAAUAGCAAAUUGAGGCUCAGGUGACCAAAAUAAAACAUUAGAUCUACAUCCAAAUCAACUAGCUUUAGCUUGCAAAGCUGAAAUAAGUUAUAAAACUAGUAUUUGCCAGCAAAGAACUUUUCUUUUCUGUUGGCAUUGUCAAAUGUAAUUGUUGUCUGGAACUAAGCAAAUGAUAAAAAAUCCUUCUUAAAUGGUGGGAAACAUGCAGGUAAAAUAAAGCCAUUAAACAUAGGAGAUGUUUUUUUUUUAGAAUUCACAAGAUGAUGACAACCUGUUAAACCAGCAUCCAAAGUGACGGACCUGCUUCCUAAGCAAAUAGAGUGAGAUGCCCCUGACUGAGCUGGCGGCUGUCAAUACAGUGGAAAAGUGCCAAAUGUAGAAAUCACAAACCUUUAGCCUGCCACACACAAUAAUGAUUUUCCUCUGACAAAAACUGCUGACCAGUAAAUUAUUCAUAUUCACGCUAUGAAUAAAUAAAAUAAACAGGCCCCACUCUCAGUCUACAAAUCUAGGAAGUAUUUGCCCAUUUAAUCAUCAAAUUUUAACAGAAGCUGCAACACAUUGCAUAAGCACUCAGGACUCCUGGGACAGUUGCAAACUUGACCAACUGCCAAUAAGUGGUUGUGCCUAAUUUUCAAGAGCCAUUUGCCUCAUAUCUGAUUCCUUUGCCUCAUAUCAAGGCCCACAGUAUAAAGCCUGUCUCUUUCUCUUGGUCCCCAGAUAAUUAACUUGGCUUUGUUGUGAACAGCACACAUGCACAUCCAUUUCUAAUUAGCAACAGACAGCAUCUAGUACUACUGCACACAAUAUUUUAGAACAGCUUAGUGAUUUUUUUUUUUUUUUUUUGCAACAUAUACCUAGUGCAGGUAAGUCGAUAAUGCCAGCAAACCCCUGCUAAAUGAAAUUAACUCCACACAUGCCUUGCAGCACAGUUCCUAAUGGCUCCCCUCUCUACAUGUAAAUGACCUCCUGUCCUGGAUCUUUGAUUGCAGAUCAAUGACUGUUUGCUUUAUUUCAACAUUCAGCACCGGUGAACCACAACGCCACGGGGGCAAAUGUUGAACAGAGAAUUUACAGCAGGCUCCAGGGGAUGGGAAUCCCAUUCCCGUUUACAGCUCUCCCUGGCAGGAAGAAAGGAAAGGAUGCCUUCUCUCUACUGCCUUCACACCGGUUGGAGCCUGAAGGGUUACCUCUACCAGCCCCCGGGCUCUUUGGCUCUUUAUUCGUGUCCGGCUUACGGGGCCUCGGCUCUGGCUGCCCCGCGGAACGAAGACUUGGCGAGGUCGUCCUCUGGCUCAGCCUUCAGCCCUUACCCUGGAUCGGCUGCUUUCUCCGCCUCGGCUGGUGCAGGCUUCUCCAGUCCACUGUCAUACUCCACGGAUCCAACCACGGGAUUCCCAUCCUACAUGAGCUCUCCAUAUGACGCGCACACGACGGGCAUGGCCGGGGCAUUAAGUUACCACCCAUACGGGAGUCCAGGGUACCCCUACCAACUCAACGACCCGGCGUACCGCAAAAACGCCACCAGGGACGCCACGGCCACCCUGAAGGCCUGGCUGCAGGAACACAGGAAGAACCCAUACCCGACGAAAGGGGAGAAGAUCAUGCUGGCCAUUAUCACCAAGAUGACCCUGACGCAGGUAUCCACAUGGUUCGCCAACGCCAGGAGGAGGCUCAAGAAGGAGAACAAGAUGACAUGGGCGCCCAGGAAUAAGAGCGAAGACGAGGACGAGGAGGACGGGGACGGAGAGAGGAAAGAGGUGGAGCGCUCUGACAAAACCCUGGAUAACAGCGAGGCUUCAGCGGAGGAUGAAGGUAUCAGCUUGCACGUUGACACUCUGACGGACCACUCCUGCUCGGCGGAGUCUGACGGGGAGAAGGUCAGCUGUCGUGUGGGAGAGCUGGGCUCCGACCAGAGCGGCGACAAAUGCGACGAGGAGGACAGCGAGGACCAGAACCACAACCCGCCGCGGUUCCAGCUCUCCCCUAAACCCGUCACAUCAUCACCUCUAACGGGGGUCGAAGCGCCGGUUCUCAGUCAUCACCAACACCAUCACCACCACCACCUCCAUCAUCUCCACCAUCUUCACAACCAACGCGAGGAUUUGGCCCGGAGCCUCGUCAAUAGCAACAAUAUUAACACCAAUAAAUCGUCUUCAUGCCUUGACAGCAGACCUUCAUCGGGGGCGCCUCAAAACCCUACAGUCAAGCCCAAAUUGUGGUCGCUGGCGGAGAUUGCUACCUCAGACCAAAAGCAGCAGCAUCAGCAACAGCAACUGGGGCAGCCCGGGCAACCGAAUUGCCCCUCCUCCAGCGGUGGCCUCCUUACUCCCCCCACGCCCUCCACCACCUCCCCGGCUUCCAGUUCUCCCUCCCUCUACCCGGCCCCCUCCAUCCUUGGAAGACCUAUUUAUUACACUUCUCCCUUUUAUAGCAAUUACACAAACUAUGGCAACUUCAGCCCCCUGCAGGGCCAAGGGAUCCUGCGGUACACUAAUUCAUCUGGAGUGAGUCUGGCUGCCGCCGCCGCUGCCGCCGCCGCCGCUGCUGCUGCAAACGAGGGUCUCAGCUCUCUGGAGGCGAGCACAAACCCCAAACACAGGCCAGACUCUCCCCUCGUUAAAAAUAACCCAAACCAGAUUGUUGUUGUCGAGCAGCAGCAACAACAGCAUUUCAGACCCGCAAAUUUAGAGGCAAAGAAAGGUACGUAAUAACGACGCGGUACCGCUGCUGAGAAAUGAUAAACCAUUUUGAAAACUUAUUUAAUCUAGUGUUGAAUCUUGAGGUUGUAUUUUUUCUUAAAACACGUGAGGGGGAAAUCGCUCCAAAAAAAGUGGAAGUCAAAUGAGCUCACUCGUUUCCAAUGCAAAUCAACUGGUUUUUCUUUGUGUCACUUUCAUGUGUCAUUGUCCUGAUGCCAUUGGAUGAUCUGGCUGUUAUUUUUUUUUUUGUUUUGUUUUGUUUUGGUUUUUUUGCCUUGUUUCAACAAAAAUGAAGACUUGUUUCAAGCAGUCUUGCAUGAGAAACAAGUGGCAUUAUCUCACACUACUGGGUGGUUUUCACUUGUUUUAAGAUCAAUACGAUUUUAGGAGCAAAUAUGAGACUAAAUGACUUAUUAAGAUGGACAAUUUACUGCACCGUCUAAGCAAAUGAACGUGUACUAUGGCCUAUAAUUCGUUUUCAGCGCAGUUAUUUUUGUGGAAUGAUCAGUUUAUAAUCGUCCUCCUUCUUUUUUUUUUUUUUUUUUUUUUAAACUAUAUGCAUAUUUUGAUCUCUCUGAAUCUCAUUAAAUCAUUAAGUAACAUGCGGCGGGAUUUUCAAUUGCAGCUGGCUCGCAUUAUAAACGAUAGGGAUAUAAUAAGUAAAGCCUAUUGUAAACAAAUGUGUAAGAGUACACCUGCAGAUAUAGACAUUAAAAUAAGACCACAUAAGGACAGGCCUCACCUCAGCCUAACCACGCGCAGUCACGCACGCGCACAUACACACACACACACACACACACACACACACACACACACACACCAAUACAGUGGCAACUUGGGAAUUCAAAAAGCAGAGACGUGUUGCCAUAACUUUGAGCAGGAAUUAUAUUUUAAAUGUCCCCUCUGAUGUGUGUGUUUGUGUGUGUGUGUGUGUGUUUGUGUGUGUGUGUGUGUGUGUGUGUGUGUGUGUGUGCGCGCGCGCGCGCCUGGGCCCCAAACCUUAUCUUUCAGCUUUGGAUAAUUAUAAUUACACAGGGUCAGCCAAAAGCAAACAAUCAGUUACUUUGCUCUGCAUUCAUCAAGUGCAAAUUUGCACUUUAAUAUAUCAGUGAGGUUGCUGUGGUGGUGGUUACUUUCCUUACGCACAUUCAAAGCGUAAAUGCCGCUGGAUAGCAUAUAGGACUAUAGGUUUUUACUGGCAAUUAAGCAAUGGGGAUUUUAAUAAGCACUUGCAGUAUAGAGGUGUUUUGGGUAAAGCCAGCUUGAUAAACUUUAUGUUUUCUGGGAUUGUGGAGGGAAUUGAUCAUUUGAUCGUGUGGGAUUUUUUUUUUUUUUUUUAAUUUCCAUGGUCUGCAGGUAGGUGUCACAAUUGCUUUGACUAUAAGGCGAGUACGGACACCACCUUUUAGCCUCAUGUUUUAACCCCCAUAACCUUUACUCCAAACCGGAUCUAGUGCCACCGUAUAGUCGGAAUGAAAAAGCUGCUACCGCCUUCUCAGCCCCACACAGGCUGAGACUCUCUCUACAGCACACGUUUGUCAGAUUAGUAUUGUAUUAUAUCUUUUUUGUUUUUGUUUUUUUUUGUUUUGAUGCAUUGUGGAUAAUUUCAUAUGCUGGUUUGAAAAAGAUCUCCCAUUAUAUGUGAUUUACAUGUUAUUUCUCAGGUUCCUAUAGUUUGCUUAUUUGCCACGGUUUGUUAUUUUAGUAUAUAUUUACGUGUGGAAAAAAAAACAACAACAAUAAUUUGGCCUUUCUGUGAAACCGUAUUUGCAAAAGGAGGUGUAUUAUUGGGACGCAAGGCGGACGGGAGCUGAAGUGAACUUGAGGACUUCAAAGUGGAAUAGCCUACAUUUGAUAUUUAUUUUUUUAAAUGAUGGCGAAAUGAUGCCUAUAUUUAUGCAAGUUGUAUUGCAAAAAAAUGGGAAACUGACAUCGUCUGUUUGUUUUGUAAAUAUAUACAUGGACGCCGGUUUUUAUUUGGAAAAAAGCUACACAAUCUUGUUAUCAGGAGUACUUUUACUAAUUUAUAUCUUUGAAUGUAAAUAAAAUAAAAAGCGCUAGUAUAGAUGUACUGGCGGGGUAUGAUAUCCAUUAUUCAA
This is a messenger RNA of Thunnus maccoyii (southern bluefin tuna), 6860 nucleotides long. It is a transcript of the gene irx2a, whose product is annotated as iroquois homeobox 2a. Gene Ontology annotation, molecular function: RNA polymerase II cis-regulatory region sequence-specific DNA binding; DNA-binding transcription factor activity, RNA polymerase II-specific. The record is from RefSeq and is a predicted model, not a curated record. Gene Ontology annotation, biological process: neuron differentiation; regulation of transcription by RNA polymerase II; cell development. The transcript is spliced from 5 exons. NCBI's taxonomy places the organism in Eukaryota, Metazoa, Chordata, Actinopteri, Scombriformes, Scombridae. Bases 3115 to 4770 code for a protein of 551 amino acids. Gene Ontology annotation, cellular component: nucleus.